CUUCCCACCUGGCAAAUCUUGGGAUCACCAGGAUCUUAAAUGCUUUAAAAAGCCAACUGAGGCUCUGCUGAAGCAGUACAAGGGCAUCAUGACCAAGCUCAUUCUUCUCACAGGUUUGGCAGUUCUUCUGAAUUCACAACUGGGCUCUGCCUACCAGCUGAUGUGCUAUUAUAAUAACGUGGCCCAGAACAGGCCGAAACUGGGAAGUUUCAGUCCUGCUAAUAUUGACCCUUGCCUGUGUACUCACCUCAUCUAUGCCUUUGCUGGUAUGCGGAACAACAGGAUCACCAUGAAACGCAUGAGUGACUUGACUGACUACCAAGCCUUAAAUGCUCUAAAAAGCAGGAACAUUGAGCUGAAAACUCUGCUGGCCGUUGGAGGCUGGGACUUUGGGCCUGCCCCGUUCACUGCCAUGGUCUCCACUCCUCACAACCGCCAGAUUUUCAUUAACUCAGUCAUCAACUUUUUACGCCAGUAUGGGUUUGAUGGGCUGAACCUGGACUGGCAGUUCCCUGGGUCUCAUGGGAGCCCUGCAAAGGACAAGCAUCUCCUCACUGUCCUAGUACAGAAAAUGCGUGAAGCUUUUGAACAGGAAGCAAUUGGGAAAAAUGGCCCCAGGCUGAUGCUUACUGCUACAGUAGCUGGUGUUAUCCCCACCAUCCAAUCCGGCUAUGAGAUCCCUCAGUUGUCACACUCCCUAGACUACAUCCAGGUCAUGACUUACAAUCUCCAUGGCUCCCAGGAUGGCUACACUGGGGGAAAUAGUCCUCUCUACAAAUCCAUAAAUGACAGUGGAAUCAACACCUUCCUCAAUGUGGAUUACAUCAUGACCUACUGGAAUGAAAAUGGGGCCGCAUCUGAGAAGCUCAUUGUCGGAUUCCCAACAUAUGGACAAACCUUCACUCUGAGUGACCCCUCAAACACUGGAAUCGGUGCCCCUACUGCUAGUGCUGGUGUAUUAGGGCCCUUCACAGAGAUGUCUGGCACUUGGGCCUAUUAUGAGAUUUGUACCUUCCUGAAUGAUGGAGCCACUGAGGCCUGGGAAGCUGCUCAGGAAGUACCCUAUGCCUAUCAAGGCAACAAAUGGGUUGGCUAUGAUAAUGUCAAGAGCUUUCAUAUCAAGGCUGAAUGGCUUAAGCAGAACAACCUGGGAGGUGCCAUGCUAUGGACCCUGGGCAUGGAUGACUUCACUGGCUUUUUCUGCAACCAGGGCCAGUUCCCUCUGACCUCUACUUUGAAGAAUGCCCUAAGAGUAAACAGUUCAAGUUGCAUGGCCUCUGUUUCAGAUCCUCAGCAAAUAAAUGUUCCUUAAACACUGGGAGGAGGAGCUGCAAGAAUAGCUCUGAGGCAGUGGAUUUCAUGUCACCUGUGCCAAGAGAAUAAUCAAAAUGCCUUCUGGCACUGCCAAAAUAGAUCUCAUGCCAACACAACUCCCAAAUGGACCUUCUCCUCAAAAUGACCUAUUAUGAAGAAACUAGGCAUAAACUUGUCCCUGUCAGGUCUGUUAGCCUUUCCAGGGCUCUGAACAGUCUCCUUUGCUCCUUGCUCAGUUCAUCUUGAAUCUACCUAAAGUACUAAAAUGAAACCGAGAGUCAAAACAUGAA
Molecule: messenger RNA, 1604 nt
Organism: Meriones unguiculatus (Mongolian gerbil)
Lineage: Eukaryota; Metazoa; Chordata; Mammalia; Rodentia; Muridae
Product: chitinase-like protein 3
Exons: 11
Coding region: 89-1312 (407 amino acids)
Biological process (GO): chitin catabolic process; carbohydrate metabolic process
Cellular component (GO): extracellular region
Molecular function (GO): chitin binding; chitinase activity
Source: RefSeq, a predicted model, not a curated record